Molecule: messenger RNA, 654 nt
Organism: Ornithodoros turicata
Lineage: Eukaryota; Metazoa; Arthropoda; Arachnida; Ixodida; Argasidae
Exons: 2
Coding region: 1-654 (217 amino acids)
Source: RefSeq, a predicted model, not a curated record
AUGUCAGGAUUUCGCCAGCACAGCUCUUCCAUGGACUCUGUUCUUGACUUCAUUACGUCGGUGGAAGAAGCAAAGGAGCGUAAGAAGACAGUGAUUGCAGUGAUUGCUGCGUUUCUUGAUGUUAAACGCGCUUACGACACCGUGAGCCACGCCUCGGUUCUGCAUCCCCUCACCCAAGUCGGCCUACCCUUCAGAGCUCUCGCAUGGAUUAAGGACUUCCUCCAUGGCAGGCAACGAUUCGUUCGUACCCAUCAAGGGGAUGCGUGUGUCACGGUAGACGCCAGGCUGUCUUGGGUGAAGCACAUAGCGAGCUUGGAAGCCAAGGUCCACUGGCGGAUUGCGGUGAUCAGGCAUCUGGCAGGCAUGAAGUGGGGCAGUGCCGUGGCGUCGCUUUUGACCGUCCACCGAGCUUUGAUUCGUGGGUCACUUGCAUACAGCUUGCCUGUGUUGAAUGGCCUUCCACCUUCCUCAGUCCAUGAGCUUCCGUGCCUCCGGGCGCGCAGUCUGCGAGUGUGUUUGGGAGUCCAUCGGGCGGCACAAACCGAUAUGGUCAUUGCUGAGGCUAAGGAAGCCCUGCUUGAAGUGCUUCGCUACGGAGAUUCGUCGGCAGUACCUCCGCCUUCUAGCUCACCAUCGGCGGCAUCCGGUAGUUAG